Messenger RNA from Anisakis simplex (herring worm), 1872 nucleotides. NCBI's taxonomy places the organism in Eukaryota, Metazoa, Nematoda, Chromadorea, Rhabditida, Anisakidae. The record is from the annotation of a GenBank genome assembly.
AUGCCAGUCUACAGGGCACGAUUCUCUGAAAUAACUGGCUCGGCUGUAUGGCGUGCGUUGAACAAUCUUGACCAUAUUGACCAGCGUAUGGUGGAUGCGGUUGAAUGCAGAUCUGAACUCGAUCUAAGAAUUGGUGCAGCAUUCACGCGUCUUCAAACACUUCAUUUACGAAGUAAUUUCGCGAAUAUAUUUCGUGAAUUCAAAGACAUAAUCAGUUAUGGUUCUUGUCAGUUCCCGACGUUGGGUUUUGUCGUUGAACGCUAUAAAGCGAUACAAGAAUUUAUCGUUGAAACAUUCUGGAAACUUGUGGCAAAAGAUAGUCGUUCGGGGAUUGAUGUUACGUUUGAAUGGGAUCGGAAUCGUUUGUUUGAUCGAGACGUUGUUCAGGUACUAUUGGAUAUGUGCAAUGAGGCAUCUGAGACACGUGUUACAUCCGUGAAACAAAAACCAAAAAGUAAAUGGCGUCCGGCUGCAUUGGAUACCAUCGAGCUUGAGAAAUUGGCUGUUCGUAAACUUCAUAUGAGCGCCAAAGAUGCGAUGGCCGUUGCUGAGAAACUUUAUAGUAAAGGUUACAUCUCGUAUCCACGUACUGAAACGAAUAAGUUUCCAGCGAAUUUAGACUUGAAUCCACUCGUUGAUCAGCAAACAGCUAAUCCUGAAUGGGGUGAAUUCGCACAAGAGUUCGCAUCUCCAAAUGAAUUGGUCGGUUAUGAAUGGUCUAUUUAUGAAUUAGUUGUACGUCAUUUUCUGGCGUGUUUAUCAUCGGAUGCUAAAGGACAAGAAACUAAAGUUCAGAUCGGAAAGGGUGGUGAAAGUUUCACUGCAACUGGAUUAUUAGUUGAGGAUUAUGGGUAUUUGAGAGUGUAUAAGUACGAGAAGUGGAGCGAUAAAACGUUGCCUCAGUAUCGUGAAGGGGAACUUCUGAAGGAAUGUAAAGUAUCGAUGAAUGAAGGGCACACACAACCACCGAGCUUGCUUAAUGAAGCUGAUUUGAUAGCGCUGAUGGACAAAUACGGUAUUGGAACGGAUGCAACGCAUGCGGAACACAUUGAGACGAUAAAGGCAAGACGGUACGCGGCGUUGAAUCAAGAUAAACGAUUCAUUCCCGGUUAUUUGGGUUUGGCGCUGGUGGAUGGCUACGAUCGCAUGGGUUACGCAAUGAGCAAACCGCAUAUGCGCGCUGAUCUCGAAUCACAACUCAAACUCAUUUGUCUUGGACAACGCAACAAAGACGAGGUGCUCGCCGAACAAACGGAACGAUAUCGACGCAUUUUUGAACAAAGUGAAGUGAAGAUUGCGAUGUUGUCGAACGCAUUCCGAGAGUAUUUGAAUUCAUCGCAGCGCAAUCAGCAACAAGAAUUCAAUGCCUCAGACGCAGUCCACAAUCCGUUAUCGUCGUUAACCAACGCAGCCAUCAAUCAGCAGUCUGCUCGUCGUCGUGGCAAUACCAAUACCAAUAGCAAUAGUCGAGGAGGUGCCGUGCGAAGAUCAAGACAGUCUGGUGGUAAUACGUCUCGAGGAAGGGGUACGUCGAGAGGCGCUAGUCGUGCAGCUGAUACCGUUGCUCAACAGCCACAAGAAGCGUUAACGAAUAUGAGUGAUGUGGAACUUCUGAAUCAAUUGUCGAUAGUGAACACCGGUCAACCGGUAAGGCGUAACAGGGUUAAUAGAGAUACCAACACUAACGCCCCAUCAACAACCACUGACGCAAAUACACCCGCAAACACAAAAUUAUGUUUUUGUGGUGAACCUGCACAACGUUUGCAAGUCAAGAAAGAGGGACCGAAUCAUGGUCGUUGGUUUUGGACUUGUAAAAAGCACCGAACGGAUCCGGCUCAGUGUAAGUUCUUCUCAUGGGAUGCUCCCACGUAA